AUAAGUAAGUUUAUUAUGGGCCGAUGGGCUAACUUGUGAAAGAAGGUAACAUCGACAGUUCUGCUUGGAUAAAGAUUAGGCUGAGAGAGCCACGUACACGAUCAAGAGCCUGAUACGUGGCAAUGUAUGACACGUGGCAUUUCGUAAGAGAAAGUACAGAAGACACAGCCAUCCAGCGGGUGGUUCGGCUAUGCGUCUUCCUCCUCUUUCUCUACUCUUUAACUCUGUAUAAAGCUUUCAAGAAGCUCCUCGGAUUUACUCAGAACAAUUUGAUUGCAGAGAAAGGAAAAGAGCAAAACCAAAGUUAGCAAAUAUUAUGGAUUCGCAAGCGCAGUUGCAACGUCCUCAUGGUCAUCACCAAGCAGAGGAACCAAUUAGGAUUCACCAUCCAGAGGAAGAAGGGCAUCAUGAGAAAGGACCAUCAAAAGUUCUGAAGAAAGUGAAGGAAAAAGCAAAGAAGAUCAAGAACGUUCUUACUAAACAUGGACAUGGUCAUGAGCACGGUCGUGGAGAACACAUCCCCGAUGAUCACGAUCUCGACCAAGAAGACGAUGAAGAUGACUACCAAGGCCAACAACUCCACGGGGGUGCACCAGCACGAGGAAAAGCUCACAAUCCGGUGAAGGAAGAAAUAGUCCCUCCAGGCACGAAAGCAUUUCCGGUUGUGUCUUCUUCACAUACGAAACACUCUGAGCCAAUCAGAGGAGUUGGCCAGGAAGCAGUUUCUCAUCCUGUUAGACCCUCCGGUGUUCCUGAUAAAGAAGAAAGAAGAGGGGCUGCUACAUUGACACCACAUAACACCCCCGUGUCAUUACUCUCUGCGACCGAAGAUGUCACGAGAACAUUUGUUCCUGGUGAAGACAAGUCUAGAGACCAACGUAAGGUCAAUAUGGAGAGACCCAGAGGAUUGGAGCAAGAUCCAGCUGCUCCGGGAUCUCAUGGUCAGGUGUCAAAUGACCAGUCCAAAGUUACUGAUCCCAUCGGAAAAUCUACUGGAAAAAUUGGAGCAGCAACGACUGUCUCAGCUCUUGGAAGAUUAGGUGGCCUUGACACGAAAUCGGCUGCUCCGGGAUCUCAUGUUGGAAUGUCUAAUUAUCAGUCCAAAGUUACUGAUCACGCUGGAAAAGCUUCCGGAGAAAUUGGAGAACAACCACGUGUCGCAGCUUUUGGGAGGGGGGAGAAAAGUCGUGGUUUGGAUACUAAAUCAAGACCUGAAAUGGGCAAGCACUUACCGGCGGGAGACUAUGGAUCUAGUUUGGGAAAAGAAUCUCCGGAGAGGAGUCAAGAAUUUGAUUUGGGAAAAGAUUUGCUAACGAGAACUCAAGGUAUACAAAAGCCUGCUGGUUUUGAUUCGAAAGGUCAGGAGAGAGGAGAUGAAAUGCAGCAGCCGAAUCAGAGCAGCUACACUGAUAAGAUCGCAUUAGCGACUUCGGUCGUAGCUGACAAAGCUGUGGCAGCGAAGAACGCCGUCGCUUCGAAGCUCGGUUACUCUGGGGAAGCCGGCCACGAGAAUCGUGUAGAAGGAGCAGAAACUCCUAGCUCCGCUGGUGGAUACGGGAGUACGGUCGCAGGUAUGGUGACUCCAGUUUAUGAGAAGGUUAAAGAAACAGGAGCUAGUGUAAUGACGAAAUUGCCAUUCUCCGGGACAGGGACAGAGCAAGGACAAGACAAGGGCGUCUCUGCUAAAGAAUAUCUUACGGAGAAACUGAGUCCGGGAGAGGAAGACAAGGCUUUGUCGGAAGUGGUCGCUGAGAAGCUGCAUCUUGGAGGAGGCGGUGGCGAGCCGAAGAAGGGGAUAGUGACACAAUCGGAGGAGGUGGAGAAAAGGCUAGGACGGUUUAAGGAUCCGAGCUCGGAAGCAGCUACAAAACACGGUGAAGAGUAUGCGGAGGAAGGCGAAGGAGGGAUGGCGGAGAAGCUGAGAGGAGCUGUUACUUCUUGGCUUGCUGGUACGACGGAAGAAGUAACGCAAAAGUCUACAGAAUCUGUUCAAGACUCUACACAGUCACUUGGCUCCACCGUUGGGAAUAAAAUGGGAAUUUCUGGUUCGGGAGGAGAGGAAGCAGGCAAUGGUGGUUCUGUGCCUUUGCAGAGGAGAUUUCAAGAAUCUGGAAAGUGAGCUUUGCUUCUUCUUUUUUUCAUGUAUGUCAAUGUGUUUUGUGGUUUGAUCCAUGGCUUAUUUUGAUGUAUCUCUAUCUACUAGUGCCAUGUAAAAAGUAUGAAUAGUUGGGUUUAAAUGUUUA
Arabidopsis lyrata subsp. lyrata is the source of this 2243-nucleotide messenger RNA. RefSeq names its product low-temperature-induced 65 kDa protein. Gene Ontology annotation, biological process: response to abscisic acid; response to stress. The record is from RefSeq and is a predicted model, not a curated record. The coding region runs from base 317 to 2119 and encodes 600 amino acids. The transcript has 6 exons. Lineage: Eukaryota; Viridiplantae; Streptophyta; Magnoliopsida; Brassicales; Brassicaceae.